AUGAAUGACGAUGAAGGCGGCCAUGUUUUUGACGAGCGCAUUUGGAGGAGGGAGUCAUGUUACGAUGUCCCGAUCGAAGAGUAUGCCCAUACAGUGAUUGAGCUAGAAGAUGAGGUGAAUCGGGUCAUGACUGAGGGCUGUAAGGUGGACGCCUGUCUGGAUUGGUUCAUCUGUUGCCUGAAAGAGAUCAAUCCAGAUCAUAGUCAGCGCAUGUAUAGCCCCGACAAUUUCGAAUCAUUUGCGGGGUCCAGGUUCGAGGAGAUCAAGAAGGAACUGCGAGAAAAUUUGAACCGCUUAACUCCCGACUAUCUUGAUGAUGAAACAGACAUUUUGGAGGUUGAGAAAUUGCGCAAACGGUUGGAGAGUCGAUGGCAUAAAGUCCAAGUGGGUAGUAAUAUCCCGAAGCGGGAGAAUGUUUCCAGUGCACUUUUGGAUACUCUAAUGGAGAAGCAUUGUCACCAACGGAGUAAACAUACCGAAGCCUCUUCAACACCUGCAUUGCCAGAAGUACAGGACAGAUUUCUUGACUCAUGUCUUCAAUUGAAAACGUUCAUUGAAGGGGAGCGAACUACUGCUUCCUAUGCAUGUGGGGGUAGCAUCCCUAUUGUCCAAACCACUGGCCCCCCUGAUACGCACCCACGAGGUUCUGGUCCCAUCAACAUCUUCUGGUCGAUUGGGAAUGGCUCAGCGAGGCAUUUAUCACUGCCUCUUAGGGCAGACGCCGAAGACGCGAACCCUGAAAUGCUACAACAUUUGAUAGGCAGCUGUGGUCCAGCCAGUUUUGGUCGCGGAGAGGAGACUGUGAUAGAUCUAUCGUACCGAAAAGCUGGAAAGUUAGAACCUGAAAACUUCGCCACAAGCUUCCAUCCCGCCGAUUUUGGAAUUAUUGAAACAAUUGAGAAGGUGCUUCUUCCUGGAAUAGUCGGCGAAGCAGCGAACAGAUUAGGGUCGCGCAAAAUCUAUGCCGAACUCUACAAGCUGAAUAUUUAUUCAGGGCCAUCUGGGCUCUUCCGUAGCCAUGUUGACACUCCCCGUUCUCAGAGCCAGAUUGGUUCCUUGGUCGUUUGUCUCCCAUGGGCUGCUUUCUAUAGUGACUGUGAACAUGAGAUCAAAACAAUAACAGAAGGAGACCGGAUCACGUUGACCUACAAUCUGUACGUCUCAAACCGGGCAGACAGCGCUCUCCUAUCGAUAAUGGAGCCCAAAUCACUACCAUUGUACGGCUGGGUCAAGGAUCUUCUCAUGAAACCGGGAUUUCUGGACGGUGAGGGCUUAAAGGGUCAGACGUGGUAUUGUAUUCCAUUUUCCAAGUUAGGACUCAAAGGGCACAUCGAAGGCCGAUCUGGCUAUCUCGGCGAAUGGGGCUACUACGACUUUGUCAAUGAUCUCCAGCCAUACUUGGCCAGGAACAAACGCCUUCUCGUGAAUUUUUCCGAAGUACUACCACAAGUGACCAGUCGAGAGGACAUUGCUGAUAUCGACCGACGAUGGAAGCUCUUGAAGAUGACACGACAUGUGAGGGGUAUGAAGGAGGCAAUUUCUUUCGCACGAAGGAAAGGUCUUCCAUACAAAGAGGAUAGCAGCUUUGUGGAAGAUGGGGCGCAGAUUGGAUCAUGCCUGCGACCCUAUGAAACGACAGAAUGGGGGAAUGACAUGCAGAUGGACGAUGUGCUGCCAUAUGUGUGGCCCGCAUACUAUCUCCCCGGGAUUACAUGGCUCACGGAGCCAAAGCACGAGGAGAUGGCGUUCAGUCAGGUCACCUACGGAAAUGAAGCGGGACUCGGAACGAGAUACUCGUGCGCUGCCAUUUUCGCGGUGAUUCCCCCAUGGGGUAGAAGAGAUAUACUUCGUGAAAAUGAUGGAUCUGAAGUAAAUAACGAGGGUUGA
This is a messenger RNA of Aspergillus caelatus, 1887 nucleotides long. RefSeq lists its product as uncharacterized. The record is from RefSeq and is a predicted model, not a curated record. The transcript has 7 exons. NCBI's taxonomy places the organism in Eukaryota, Fungi, Ascomycota, Eurotiomycetes, Eurotiales, Aspergillaceae. The coding region runs from base 1 to 1887 and encodes 628 amino acids.